GACUUGCAUACUAAAUGAGAAAACCUUAACAGCUGGGGAACCAAACAAAAACAGAGCCAUUGGUUUUGAGCCACAAUGUCUGAUAUCAUUCAUUUACAUGAUAAUUUUUAAACUUUAAGUAUAAAAAUGCCACAUUUAAUGUAUUUUACUUCAUCUUGGUAUCAACAGAUGUAUAACUGUACUUUUAUGCUGAUUAUUUUGUUACAGAUGGAAAAAGAGGGUCAUAGUAAGGUGUGGGACUACUUCACUAAAGAUCCAUCCGGUGAUUUCAUCUGCAGCAUCUGCUCAUCUUCAGUAGGCCAGGGGUCAGACAAAAGCAAGUCAAAAAACACAACUAACUUGUGGCACCAUCUUAAAAGUAAGCACAAAGAUGACUACGAAGUUGCACAAUUUCAGGCAAAGAAAGGGACAGGAACUCAAAUGACACUUCCACAAGUUGUUGAAUGAACAGCAAAAUGGGGCCCAAAUGACCAAAAGGUCAGAGAUAGAUAAGCUCUUAAUGGAAAUGAUUGCUACAGAUAUCCUGCCCUAUGCUGUUGUGGAGGGAGUGGGAUUUAAACGACUGGUUGCAAAACUGGAACAAAGAUAUUCACUGAAAAAUGAAAAAUAUUUCCGCACAAAGUUGAUGGGAGAAACAUACCAAAAGGUUGUGAACAAGGUUAAACAGCUUCUUCAUGCUGACAAUUCUGGACCCCUUGCCUUCACUACAGACUGCUGGUCUGGAGCUGGUGAAGCCCUCGUAAGUUUAACAGCUCACUUUAUUGACAAAAGCUGGCAGAGAAUCCAGCUAGUGCUGAACGUGAAGACAAUGUUUGGUUCUCACACAGGAGAAUAUAUAAGGGAAACUUUCCUUAACUUAUUAAAAGAGUGGGACAUUGACCAUGAGAGGGUGCACCUGGUACUGAGGGAUAGCGGAGCCAACAUGGUCAAAGGCAUGAGGCUUGCUGAAUUGCCUGGACUGAGCUGUACUGCUCACACACUGCAACUGGUCAUAAAUGACGGCUUAAGUGCACAGCGAGCUGUAGGGGACAUGCUGGCAAAAUUUAAAAGAAUUGCCACUCAUUUCAAUCAUUCAACAGUCGCACAGCAGUGUUUUGCAAGCAGAUGGACCACAUACAGAUACAAGCACCGACCCCUCGAUCAAGAGAUACUCAGUCAGGCUAAAAGUUGGCUACAAGAAGAAAUGCAGAGUCAAACAUCUGAAGAAACAAAACUGGCCAUUAUAACAGAAGAGGAGGAAGACCCAAAAAGAAGGCGAGUAGGCACAGAAAGUAUUGUUGACUGCCUAUUUGAUAACAUGCUCGCAGCGUCUACAAGUGAGGAAGAACAAUCAGAUGAUGUUCUUGAGGAACUGGAAAGAGGAGGGAUUUGUCUUAGAUGGCCAAAAAACGCACAGUUUGAUCCCAGCUUGAAAUACUGUGCUCCAAUUCAGGAAGCCCCAGUGUAUGCCUUACCAGUGUUUUCCAACCCUGGUACUCAGGGACCACUGUCCCGCAUGUUUUACACAUUGCCCUAUCAAACACCAGUGUUUCCCUGCUGCCAGACACCUGACUUCAAUGAAUUACUUCACUGGCUGUCGGUUAACUUCUGGGUAAAUAUCAAGAUCCUGGUUAUGGUCUUUAGGGCCUUACAUGGAAAAGCACAUCACACAUUAGAGAUCUUCUCAGUUCCUACACCCCUAGCAGUGCCUCGACAGCACAAUCUCAAUAAGAAGAAUGUGCACGCUCAAAGAACUUGCAGUAUAUCUCAAUGA
Molecule: messenger RNA, 1753 nt
Organism: Nothobranchius furzeri (turquoise killifish)
Lineage: Eukaryota; Metazoa; Chordata; Actinopteri; Cyprinodontiformes; Nothobranchiidae
Source: RefSeq, a predicted model, not a curated record